AUGGGUCGCUGUAAAUUGUGGCAAGUGAUUGAUAGAGUUGCAAGCAAUAGCGACUUGGGAGUUCUUUUCACUGCCGAUCUGAACUUCCGCCCUCACAUUGACUCCAUCUGCUGCCGAGCCCUCAAAUCGCUUGGCUUCGUAAUGCGCACCAUGAAUGAGUUCAAGCUGUCUAAAUCUCUCAAGACUGUCUACUGCUCUUUAGUCCGAAGCAUGCUUGAGUAUGCGUCUGUGCUCUGGGACCCAUUUGUGGUAAUUGAUUCUUGCCACUUAGAGCGAGUACAAAGGCGCUUUCUGUCGUCUGCAGCUUACAUGCUAAAAAUUGUCCAUCCUCCUCAUGACUAUACUCCAGUAUUGCGCGCACUUGGCCUUACAUCUUUAGCAGAUAGGCGCGUUAAAGCUAAUCUGGCCUUUUUAAAAAAGUUAAUCGAUGGUUCCCUAAACGCCCCUUCACUGCUCGUCCAAGUAAACUUUAAAGUUCCUCAUCGGGCCACAAGGUCUCGAGUUCCUUUUGCUGUACCUCUCCACUGUACCAAUUACGGUAAAAACAAACCAAUUGACCGCAUGAUGCGGUUGGCUAACGAGGACCCCUCCUUUCUCAGUUUACCUUAA
Molecule: messenger RNA, 609 nt
Organism: Melanaphis sacchari
Lineage: Eukaryota; Metazoa; Arthropoda; Insecta; Hemiptera; Aphididae
Exons: 2
Coding region: 1-609 (202 amino acids)
Source: RefSeq, a predicted model, not a curated record